AAAGGAAUUCAGGCGAUAACUAAUAUAUCUAAUCGUUAUAAUUGUGGCAUUUGUCUUGCACGAGCAACUGGUUAUCAUUUUGAAGCACAGUCAUGUAGUGCAUGUGCAGCAUUCUUUCGUCGUGCCAUCGUGCAUCGAAAAGUAUUCAGCUGUAAAAGUGGUCUUAACAACUGUACUGUUCAUUAUUGUAUGUCAUACUUUUGUAAAAUUUUUAUGGAAAAUUUUCAUUUCCAAAGUAAAGUCUUAGAACGAUUAGUUGUAGAAGAAUUAAAAAUCAGUGAACGCCGACGAAUCUUAUUUUGUGAAAGACCACUGGGCAGUAUAUUGGGGAGAUCUCAGCCUUGCCCAUACACUGCAGAAGAAAUAUUUCCAUUACGAUUUCGAAAAUUCCGUAAAUCAAUACGAACACACAUUCUGUUGGUUUAUGAAUGGUUGAGAAGUUGGCCAACAUACGAUACUUUCAGUAAAUUUGAUCAGAUAACAUUUUUAAGAAAAUGUGUAUUGUAUCAUACAAUUCUGGAUCCUUCUUAUCUAACUCUACAAAUAGGAUAUCCAAGUCGAUUUAUUAUGCAAAAUGGUGGAUUUCUAGCAGUGGAUGAAAACUGCAAGGAAGGAUGGGAAGACGAAAAAGAAAUUUCUGGUGCCACAAAACAAAAACAGUUAAUGUCAGAAAUAGUUGAACCGAUGGCUGCAAUGAAAAUGUCUUUAGAAGAAUUUGUCGCACUCAAAGCAUUUGUUUCUUGGAAAGGAAACGCCAUGAAGAAAAUGCUCGAUGCCUUAUGCAAAUCACUCCAUCAGUAUUACGAACACAACAAUCGAAGUGAUUUAUCCGAACGUUUUGGCAAUAUCAUUUUGCUGCUAUCUUCCGUAUUUGCUACUGGUGCGCAGUUUGUUGAAAGCCAUCAUGAAGUAGCUUUUUUCGAUCUGUGGCAAUUGGAUAGUCUGCUCGUUCAACUCUUGAAAUGUGAAAGUGAUUGA
Molecule: messenger RNA, 978 nt
Organism: Thelazia callipaeda (thelaziosis nematode)
Lineage: Eukaryota; Metazoa; Nematoda; Chromadorea; Rhabditida; Thelaziidae
Source: the annotation of a GenBank genome assembly